GUAGGCAUUCAGACCAAUAGUGAUUAGGAAACCUUGAAGCCUGCCCAACGAUCGUGGGCAGGAGGUGGUUUCUGGUUUGUUGGGGCGUGUGUAUGUGUAUUUGGGGGGACUGAAGGGUACGUGGGGCGAAACAAAACUGGCCAUGGCAGCAGCUGAGGAGGAGGACGGGGGCCCCGAAGGGCCAAAUCGCGAGCGGGGCGGGGCGGGCGCGACCUUCGAAUGUAAUAUAUGUUUGGAGACUGCUCGGGAAGCUGUGGUCAGUGUGUGUGGCCACCUGUACUGUUGGCCAUGUCUUCAUCAGUGGCUGGAGACACGGCCAGAGCGGCAAGAGUGUCCGGUAUGUAAAGCUGGGAUCAGCAGAGAGAAGGUUGUCCCGCUUUAUGGGCGAGGGAGCCAGAAGCCCCAGGAUCCCAGAUUAAAAACUCCACCCCGCCCCCAGGGCCAGAGACCAGCUCCAGAGAGCAGAGGGGGAUUCCAGCCAUUUGGUGAUACCGGGGGCUUCCACUUCUCAUUUGGUGUUGGUGCUUUUCCCUUUGGCUUUUUCACCACCGUCUUCAAUGCCCAUGAGCCUUUCCGCCGGGGUACAGGUGUGGAUCUGGGACAGGGUCACCCGGCCUCCAGCUGGCAGGAUUCCCUCUUCCUGUUUCUCGCCAUCUUCUUCUUUUUUUGGCUGCUCAGUAUUUGAGCUAUGUCUCCUUCCUGCCCACCUCCAGCCAGAGGAGAAUCAGUAUUGGGGGUCCCUGCCGACCCUUCCUUACUCCUGGACCCCCUUGACCCCUCUAUUUCUGUUGGCUAAGGCCAGCCCUGGACAUUCUCCAGGAAGGCCUGGGGAGGAGGAGUGAAGUCUGUGCAUAGAUCGAGAGCCUUCUGCUCAGAGGCUCACUCGGUAACGUUGUAAUUCUCUGCCCUGGGGAUGGAGGAUGGAUUGAGAGAAUGUCUUUCUCCUCUCCUAAGUCUUUGCCUUCCCUGAUUUCUUGAUUUGAUCUUGAAAGGUGGGCAAAGUUCCCUCUGACUCUUCCCCCACUCCCCAUCUUAUUGAUUUAAUUUAAUUUUUCACUCCCCAGAGUCUAAUAUGGAUUCUGACUCUUAAGUGCUUCCUCCCCCUCACUACCUCCUUUAAUACAAAUUCAAUAAAAAAAAAAGGUGAAAUAUA
Molecule: messenger RNA, 1153 nt
Organism: Symphalangus syndactylus (siamang)
Lineage: Eukaryota; Metazoa; Chordata; Mammalia; Primates; Hylobatidae
Gene: RNF5
Product: ring finger protein 5
Biological process (GO): ubiquitin-dependent protein catabolic process
Cellular component (GO): endoplasmic reticulum
Molecular function (GO): ubiquitin protein ligase activity
Source: RefSeq, a predicted model, not a curated record